AUGGCCUCUACGUCAGCAGAACCGAAAAGGAAGCCUCGCGUGCUAAGCUUAGGCACAAUAAACCACAUGGAAGACGAUUAUCUCGCAGAGUUUCAAAAGGGGUUUGACUUAUCCGUACUCAAGAGCUGCCCCCGAGGGGAGCUGAAGGGUCGAUUGGAAGAGAACAUCAAGAAACAUGGCCCGGUCGAUGCCUUUAUCAUCGGACCAGAUAGCAUACCAUAUUAUCCGUUCGACGAAGACCUCCUCUCGCCUCUGCUACCAGGUUGCAAAAUAAUUUCUAGCAUUACUUCUGGCUAUAACAUGUUCUCUGUAGAUUGGAUUACGAAGCAGGGAAUCUGGCUUACAAGCACGCUGGAUGCCGUUGCAGAACCUACCGCUGAUAUGGCCCUGUUUCUACUUCUGGCCGUGUUUCGAAACACAACAAAUGCGGAAAAGAGUGCAAGGGCGGGAACCUGGAGAAAUAAUCUGAAUCCAACCCACGACCCUUCAGGAUGCACACUGGGCAUCGUUGGGCUAGGCGCAAUUGGAAAGUAUCUGGCUAAAAAGGCUGCAGCAUUUAAUAUGAAAGUCAUAUACCAUAACCGAACUCAGCUGCCGAGGGAUGUUGAGUCCAAAUAUGGGGUAACAUAUUAUGCCUCGUUACACAACAUGCUUGCGGUAUCUGAUGCAGUUUCUAUCUGCUGCCCUUUGACCGAGAAUACCAGAGGAUUAAUUGGACCAAAGGAGUUUGCAGCAAUGAAGGAUGGCGCCUAUCUAGUCAACACAGCCCGUGGGCCAAUUGUGGAUGAAAAGAGCUUGAUUGAAGCCCUUGAAAGCGGGAAGAUAACUCGAGCAGGCCUCGACGUCUUUAACGAGGAGCCGGACUUUAAUCCGUACUUUAGAACCAGUGACAAGGUCAUAAUUCAGCCUCAUCUAGCAGGUUUAACAGACAUGGCAGUUCGAAGGGCAGGGAGGGAAUGCUUUGAGAAUGUCUAUGCUCUGUUUCGAACGGCAGAUAAGAUGUGA
Molecule: messenger RNA, 1005 nt
Organism: Microsporum canis CBS 113480
Lineage: Eukaryota; Fungi; Ascomycota; Eurotiomycetes; Onygenales; Arthrodermataceae
Product: glycerate-and formate-dehydrogenase
Exons: 3
Coding region: 1-1005 (334 amino acids)
Cellular component (GO): cytosol
Molecular function (GO): NAD binding; hydroxypyruvate reductase [NAD(P)H] activity; glyoxylate reductase (NADPH) activity
Source: RefSeq, a predicted model, not a curated record